CCGAGGAUGGCGCACGCUCUGUACGGCGCCGACGCCGGCUGGCCGGAGUCACGGCAGGCGAUGCCGAUAUCCAGGCCGAAGCCCCCCUCCGACCCCAUACCCGUGCCCUCCCCGGCGGCUGGCAGGCGUUGGUCUCCUGCCAUGGGGGCAUACUUGCUUCAAGACAGCUGGACAGAGCACGGCCCCGGGAUGAACGCCGCCGUUGCGGCGCUGCCGGCGUUCUCAAGCCAAGAAUCGCCGGAGAAUUCGCCGCUCUGGCCUGUGCCACUCUUCCGCCAAAAUGCGUUCUCAGAGUUCCUUCCCUCCUCCCUCUUCCAGAGGAGCCUGAGCAGCCAGUCGCUGGAGCAACUGAGCCCGCCGCUCCCGCAGCACAAGGGUGCUCCUUUCCGGCCGUUUUUCGGGUCGCCGGUGCAGAAUUCGGUGCUGGAAUCCGAAUUGUCCGAUGCCCAAUCCAGCCCACCAACUAUGCGGAAAGUCUUCAGUACUGGAGAUUUACAGAAAUUAUCUUUAGGCCAUGAAUCAGGAAGCCCAUCGGGACAUGAACAUUUCUGCAACGGAAUGCAGAAAGUUGCUCGAUAUAAUGCAGAGGAGAAGAAGGAAAGGAUACAACGAUACAGGAGCAAAAGGAACCAGAGGAACUUCAAUAAGAAGAUCACGUACGCCUGCCGGAAAACAUUGGCGGACAGCCGGCCGCGCGUGAGGGGCCGAUUCGCGAGGAAUGAAGAACAUGGGGAGAGCUCUGCACAGGUUCAGUGGAAUCAUAUUGAAGAUGAAGAUGAUGAAGAAAGCUGGAUGCAUCUCUUUGACGCAAACUACAUUCCAAUUCCUUAGAGGCAGGAUAUAAGUCUUCUGUAUCCAAGUAGAAUCUUUAGCUCUGCAGAAACUUUACUAGUUCCUAUGAAAUUGUUGUCAAUAUUGGCAACUUGUAUGAUAUUUUUGAGGAACAACAAGAAGUUGAAUAAACUUUAGCCUAGUACAUUGCAGUGGCCCUCUCGUAUUCUUCUUCGAAUUUCUUGAAGGCCAAAAGGUUUAUUCAUGGCAGACUUCUGUCAAAGCAAAGGCUUCUGUCUGGGCACAAGUUAUUGCCAAUCUUUUUUUUUAUACA
Messenger RNA from Nymphaea colorata (pocket water lily), 1105 nucleotides. RefSeq names its product two-component response regulator-like APRR1. Gene Ontology annotation, biological process: regulation of flower development. Gene Ontology annotation, molecular function: protein binding. NCBI's taxonomy places the organism in Eukaryota, Viridiplantae, Streptophyta, Magnoliopsida, Nymphaeales, Nymphaeaceae. The coding region runs from base 7 to 831 and encodes 274 amino acids. Gene Ontology annotation, cellular component: nucleus. The record is from RefSeq and is a predicted model, not a curated record. The transcript is spliced from 3 exons.